AUAAUGUUGCAUGCGGCAUAAAGAGGAGUUAUGAGCCAGAGUUCAUGUUCAUUAGUUAAUGAUUAUUUUUUUAAGAGCACCUUUGAAAAAGGAUCCGGCCACAGCAUGCUUUUGUCUUGACAAACAGGCACCAUGAAGCUGGGGCAGCGUCUCUCUGUUAGUGUCCUGUUGCUACUUUGCGUGACAUGGGGAGCAAAUGGAGGGAACAUUUUGGUCUGGUACACUGAAGGCAGCCACUGGAUCAACAUGAAGCCUGUGUUGGAGACGCUGAUCGACAGAGGACACCAGGUGACGGUUUUGCUGCCGAGCACAUCAAUGUUCAUGGACACCAGUGAGCCUUCUCGUUUUGGUUACGAACCCUUCAACGUAUCUGUCACAAUAGAGAGGAUAGAGGAGUUUUUUGAGGAGUACCUUCGCUUCUCCAUGUAUGAAAUGGAUCAUAUGAGCUACUUGCAGUUAUACAUAAGAUACAUGGAUCUGAUGAAGGUCGACCUGCAGUAUUCUUUGAAGUAUUUGGACGGCGUGCUUAAAUCAGAAACCGUCAUGAAGAAGCUGAAGGAGGGAAAAUAUGACCUUCUCCUGGCUGACCCCAUCUACCCUGGCAGUGACUUAUUAGCAGAGAUUUUGGGCAUCCCCCUGGUCUUCACCCUGCGCUUUUCCCUAGCCUAUAACUGGGAGAGACACUGUGGUCAGCUACCCGCUCCACCUUCCUUUGUCCCUGGCGCUAUGAGCAAACUGACUGACAAAAUGGACUUCUCAGAGAGAGUGUGGAACUUUCUCUUUUACACACUGCAGGACAUCGUGAUUGAUGAUGUUAUUUGGAAAGAAGUAGAUAAAUAUUACUCCGAAGUCAAAGGAACACCCACCAGUGCCUGUGAGAUGAUGGGUAGAGCAGACAUCUGGUUGAUACGAACCUACUGGGAUUUUGAAUUCCCUCGUCCUUUCCUACCUAACUUCAAAUUUGUUGGCGGGAUCCACUGCAGACCUGCUAAACCUUUACCAGAAGAUAUGGAGGAGUUUGUGCAGACUUCUGGAGACGCUGGCAUUGUGGUCUUUACUUUGGGAUCAUUCAUCAAGAACAUCACCACAGAGAAGGGAAACAUGAUAGCCUCAGCCCUCGCUCAGAUCCCACAAAAGGUGCUGUGGAGAUACAGUGGAGAAAAACCAGCAACUCUGGGUGCCAACACCAGAAUAUAUGACUGGAUCCCUCAGAAUGACCUACUGGGUCACCCCAAGACCAGAGCUUUCAUCACCCAUGGUGGCACAAAUGGGAUUUAUGAGGCCAUCUACCAUGGUGUUCCCAUGGUGGGCAUCCCCAUGUUUGCUGACCAGCCAGACAACAUGGUCCAUAUUAAGGCUAAGGGAGCUGGACUUAUAGUGGACUUGAACUUCAUGAAGACUGAGGACCUUAGAGAUGCAAUCAAUGCUGUCAUCAGUGAUAAAUCGUACAAGGACAAGGUCAUGCAGCUGUCCAGUAUCCACCAUGACAGACCAAUGAGUGCUCGAGAUGAGGCAGUAUUCUGGAUUGAGUACACCAUGAGAAACAAAGGGGCCAAGCACCUGAGGGUUCAGGCCCAUGAGCUCACCUGGUACCAGUAUCACAGCCUGGAUGUCCUGGCCUUCCUCCUCGCCAUUGUUCUGUUCAUCUUACUUCUCUUCAUCAAGACCUGCAGAUUCUGCUUCCGGAGGUGCUGUGGCAGAAAGGGAAAGACGAAGAGAAAGGCGGAGUAACUAACCGAAUAGAAAUGUAGUUGGAUACAAAAAGGAUGGGUGAAAAAACAACCUUGUUGUUCACUGGUUGUCCUGUUGAACUAAAUCAUGUAAUGUAACCACAAUGCCUUGGAUUGGAAGUUGUGGCUUGGGACCAGUAAUUGUCAAUACUUUGAAUAACUUAUUAGGGCAAAAAAUAGAAAUGACACCAAAAUCACUUUACAGUGUCCAGUAUUCUUGUGAAACUCCAAACAAUGUACAAUAUAUAAUGUGUUGUACUAUUUGUUUCACUGCCUU
Messenger RNA from Perca flavescens (yellow perch), 2007 nucleotides. Its product is annotated as UDP-glucuronosyltransferase 2A1. The transcript has 6 exons. The record is from RefSeq and is a predicted model, not a curated record. The coding region runs from base 133 to 1731 and encodes 532 amino acids. NCBI's taxonomy places the organism in Eukaryota, Metazoa, Chordata, Actinopteri, Perciformes, Percidae. Gene Ontology annotation, molecular function: glucuronosyltransferase activity.